Molecule: messenger RNA, 3963 nt
Organism: Coregonus clupeaformis (lake whitefish)
Lineage: Eukaryota; Metazoa; Chordata; Actinopteri; Salmoniformes; Salmonidae
Product: toll-like receptor 13
Exons: 1
Coding region: 352-3234 (960 amino acids)
Biological process (GO): toll-like receptor signaling pathway; immune response; inflammatory response
Cellular component (GO): membrane
Molecular function (GO): protein binding; transmembrane signaling receptor activity
Source: RefSeq, a predicted model, not a curated record
UGGUCAGAGAACACGUUGCAGCUCUGCAUUAAUUUCUUCAUUGACUGUGGGACAUUUUAUUAUUUAUUUACUUUUGGAACCAAACUAAACAUUAAAUAUUUAUUCCUGUAUCCUUGAGAUACAAUUCAUCUGGAGGGUGAAAGGGCAGAAUAUUGGAACAACUGAAAGGUAUGAGCUGCUGUUAGUUACCAAGGAGGAACCAAUCUGACAAACAAGAAGAAGUAGAACGACUCCAUACUGUUUGCAGCAUUCUGAAGGGUGUUACUGUAUCAAACCAACGUUCUACAGAUAUCAACCGGAACCAAACUAUUCUGACAAUUAUCUCAGUAGAUUUGACUGACGCCAGGAGAGAUGAGAGGUAUGUUUUCCCACCCUGCAGUCCUGUUCCUGUGGAUUCAGAGUGCUAGCGGAUGGAUGCAUCCCAAGUGCCAGAUUUAUGACAGUGGUGAAGACUUGGGAGACUUUGCCACCUGGACCUGCACCUACCUACGUCAUCAUGAAGAACAUUACACUGCUGCCUGUGAAGAAGUUACAGCCAUCGAGGAAGAUCUACUUGGACUUCCCCCUAAUAUCAAUAACCUCUGCAUAACUAUGACACAUGGCGAAAAUAGAUCCAUGUCUCUUGGCUUUUUCUCUCAGUUUCAGGAUCUGGUGUACCUGUACAUUGACGGCUGUUUUGCUCAAAUCCUUCCAACUGGGAAUAGCCACCUUCCAAAUCUGGAACACAUGUACUUGAUAGGUAAAUGGGUAAUGGGCUCUGGGUGCUGUGAUUGUCAUAUUGGGCCUCAUACAUUCAGAGAUCUAGUUAAGUUAAGUCAUUUGUAUAUACAGGGUUACAGGUUAAGAGCAAUGGCCCCAGAUGUUUUCCAUGGCAUCCCUCAGUUACAAAUAUUCAGCAUUGGUGAACCCUGUGAAGAGGAUUUGUCAGAGAUACUAUGCAGAAUAAUGAAUAUAAAGUCACUUAUAAAGAUAAGUGUAAACGCACCAGUGAUACAAUCGUUAAACCAAUCAAACUGCUCCAACAACAACCAAAACGUGACAUCUGUUUUUAACAAUCUAACAAGAGUUGACUUAUUAUUUGAUGAAAUAACACAUAUAGAGGAAGGUGCAAUGGCUUGGCUCCAGAACCUGACUAUUUUAAAUGCGGAUUUCAGCCAGGAAGUCCUACUGCGCCUUCCCCUUUCUGGGAUUAAGCAAAUCCAGUACUUCAGUUGCUUUGGUAGCAAUGACAUUGAUAUUGAAAGUAUCUGUAAUGUCGUGUUUUUGCUUUCAAUCAAGCAAAUAUAUUUAAACAUUGCCAAUACAAGCAGCCUCUCUAUGUCCAGUGUUGAAUUGUGCAUUGGGCUAGAAUAUAUGCAUUUAUCUGGACCUGGAGCCAUCUAUCCUACUCCCCAUUUGAAAUGGAAUUUCAUUUCCAGUCUCAAAAACCUUAAUCAAUUAACAAUAGAUGGCCUGACAGAUAACAUACUUGAUAUAUGCUCCUGCCAAAAACAACCAAUCACAUGGUUAACAAAACUCACUUUAGAGUUGAACAAUCCACAAAUACUUUUUGCAAAACAAUUUAGCUGUCUUGUUAAACUGCAGUACCUGGAUUUAACACAUAAUUUUAUUUCAAACAUUGAAGACUUUGCUUUCCUGGGAUUGACAAAUCUGGAGUCCUUAAACAUUACAAGAAACAACAUAACACAGAUCCAUGCAAACACAUUUUUUGGUUUAAGUAGUUUGACACGUUUAGACCUCAGGAACAAUCCACUUAUUCACAACAUUGAGGCAAUGUCUUUCACACACCUCACGUCUCUAAAACAAGUGUUUCUCGGGCAAGUGCACAAUCCACUAACAGAACCUGUGAUCAAGCUGAAUCUGACACUUAUAUUUGGUGGCAUUCUGAGUCAGCUGAGUCAUCUGUACAUUAGUUCAGCUAUGAGGCCGAUGCAGUUGACUAUCGGCAGUAACAUCACAUCUAAACAGAACCUGAGUCUCCAGGUCAAAGGCCAGACGGUUUCAUUUGAAGACUGUGACAGACCUUUCUUUCGGUCCGUAACCCAUCUUAAUACUGAUGCUGAAGAAUUCCUUUGUGGAUCUGAAUUCAUGGGAAAGUACUUCACGUCUGUGGAGACAUUUGACUACAGAUCUAAGCUUUCAGCUAAAAGUGUUGAUUUGACAUCAAUUAAUCAGCUGAUUCACCUGAGGAAACUGGCUCUAAGACGGGUGGAUCUUUUAAUACAGCGUUCUGCCAACAUCAUUUUUCACAACCUGACCAAACUGGAGGUUCUGGAACUUUAUAACUGCAGGAUUUAUUCUUUGGAGGGGAGUUUAACUAAAGACUUAAAAUCUUUGAAAACAUUGUAUUUGCAUAUCGAGAACAUUUAUAAUGUAUUCUACAGCUUUACUGAACCUCUCUCUAGCCUUAAGUAUUUGAUACUUUUGAAGUUUCAGAUGUUUUGCAGUUGUGACAAUGCUUGGCUCAUUACAUGGGCCAAGGGGUACAGGCAAGUUGAGGUGAUCAUGCUUUCUCCGUAUUCACAUCCAGUUAUGUAUGCUCUGGAGGAUUUGAUAUGCUUGUCGGACAACGGAAUAGACACACCUAAUUUUGUAAAGUACACAGAAGACAACUGCUCAACAGAGGUGGACUUUGUGCUCUUUGCUGCGACUGGUCUGGGAGUCCUGUUCUUCAUGCUGGUGGUGUUGGUUCACAACCUGGCCGGCCCCUACCUCCUCCCCCUCUACCACAUCACCCUUGGCUGGCUGUCGGAGGCCAUGCGAUCCAACACCAGGGGGCGCUACCACUACGAUGCGUUUGUCUCCUACAGCGGGAAGGACGAACACUGGGUGGUGGAGGACCUGCUUCCCAAUUUGGAGCAGAGGGGUCCUCCUUUCCUGCGCCUCUGUCUGCACAGCAGGGACUUCCAGCUGGGGAAGGACAUUGUGGAGAACAUCACAGACAGCCUCUACCAGAGCCGCCACACCCUCUGCCUAGUCAGCCGCCACUACUUGCGCAGUAACUGGUGCUCCCUGGAGAUGAAGCUGGCCACCUCCAGGCUGCAGGUGGAGCAAAGGGACGUCAUCCUCCUGGUCUUCCUGGAGAAGAUCCCCCCUCGCCAGCUGUCUGCCCACCACAGGCUGGCUCGCCUGGUGAAGACCAGGACCUAUCUGGACUGGCCCCAAGACCCCAAUCAGCACCAGGCAUUCUGGGACAGACUGUGGGCUAAACUGAAACCUCAGACUGAAGCGUGAGAUCAGAGGUUGAUGUAGAAUCUUGUGUUUAUGCAGAUGUAAUGUUGACACAUAUUUUGAGGUAUUGAAUUUGUCGUUUUUGAGAUUUGUUAAGACAAUUGUGAUGAAGUCCUUUUAAAUGCUCUGUCUGGAGUGGACUUUCUCUGAUUCAUCUGAAAUUACUUAGAAAUAAUCCUAUUUAAAUUUCAUAGAAAAAAAGCCAAUAAUUUUUUUACUUCCCCAAAUUUCAUCAGCUCCUGUUUGUAUUUUUCAACAACUAAUCACUAACACAAAUCUUUGCUUGUAUAUUUGUUGCUAAGAGGAACUGAAAAAGGUGUGAUUUAGCUCAUUUCUGUUGUAUUUCAGAUAACAACUACUGUAUGCUCCUGUGAAUGACAAUACAUGAAUGACCAAUGACCAUGAACCAUUUAUUAACGGCAAUACGUGAAUGACCAAUGACCAUGAAGCAGGUAUUAAUGACAAUACAUGAAUUACCACGAAGCAGUUAUUUUUAUUUCAAAAUCGAUCAAAGAGUUUUAUACAGAAAUGUAGUUGCUAGUUGUUUAACUAAAUGUGUUGCUAGUUGUUUAACUAAAUGUGUUGCUAGUUGUUUAACUAAAUGUGUUGCUAAUUGGCAACUAAAUGUGUUGCUAAUUGUUUAUCUAAAUGUGUUGCUAGUUGUUUAACUAAAUGUGUUGCUAGUUGUUUAUCUAAAUGUGUUGCUAGUUGUUUAACUAAAUGUGUUGCUAG